This is a messenger RNA of Ciona intestinalis (vase tunicate), 5788 nucleotides long. The record is from RefSeq and is a predicted model, not a curated record. NCBI's taxonomy places the organism in Eukaryota, Metazoa, Chordata, Ascidiacea, Phlebobranchia, Cionidae.
CCAUUCAAACUGUGGAUAUUGAUAAACAUGUGUUGAGGGAGUUAGACCAAUGUGCUGUUAUAGCAGUGGGGGUUCUACUCAAGGGACUUCCCCUACACCCAGAUGAAGGAGAUGGAGGGGAUGUCCCUGAAGCGAAAUCACAAUUAUUCCUAAAAUAUUUCACUUUGUUCAUGAAACUCUUGGGCGAAUGUUCGGAUAAAUUAGCUGAGUCGGAGUUACUUGAUGAGUCAGCAUCGGAAGAUACGGUCACGCUCCGUCGGUUGAUCAUUGUUGCAAUGUCAAACUUGUUAAGCGCGAAUAUUGAAAGCGGAUUGGUUCACGCUAUGAGUCUGGCUUACCACGACGAGGUUCAAACCCGCUCAGCUUUCCUGGAAGUUCUCACCAAGAUCGUGCAACAAGGGAGCGACGGGUUUCAAACACUAGGGGAUUCGGUUUCCACCGAGAGGUUUGAACGUUUGGUCGAACUCGUUACGAUGAUGGGGGAUAACGGGGAACUUCCCAUUGCUAAUGCCCUUGCUAAUGUAGUGCAUACUAGUUACAUGGAUGAACUGGCGCGUGUGUUCGUUACAUUGUUCGAUGCAAAACAUCUACUUUACCAACUAUUAUGGAAUAUGUUUACUAAAGAGGUUGAGGAAGCUGACAGUGUUCAAACUUUAUUCCGCGGCAACUCACUUGCUAGUAAGAUCAUGACGUUCUGUUUCAAAGUUUACGGAGCAAGUUACCUUCAUAACUUGGUUGAACCUUUGGUGGCGUGGAGUUUAACGCAGGAUAUUGUUAACCUGCAUUUUGAGGUUGAUCAGAAGCGCAUCCCACCUGGAUACGACAUCCUACAAUGCAGAGCCAAUCUACAACGGUUGACCGAGAGGUUCUUUACAAGGAUAAUGACUUCUACCGAUAAGUUCCCACCACAACUGAAGAGUGUGUGCCACUGUUUGUACCAAGUGGUGUCUCAGAGGUUCCACGAAAGUGGCACCGGUGCCGUGGCAAGCGCCAUAUUCCUACGGUUCCUCAACCCAGCCAUAGCCACACCAUAUGAGUACGGGUUGAGUGAUCGAAGGUUACCACCCAACUUGGCAAGGGCGUUUAAGUUUAUGUGCAAGAUAAUGCAAAACAUCGCCAACCAUGUAGUUUUCACCAAGGAGGAACACAUGAAACAUUUCAACGAGUUUGUUUCGGCAAGAUUUGAUGUUUGCCAACAAUUUUUCAUGCAAAUCUCGACCCCCGAGUGCGCUAGUGUUGAAAGCAGCGGGCAAAGCACGUCGUUCAUGAACGAUACAAACGUAUCGGCUCUUCAUCGCCUCUUGUGGAAUGACCAGGAGAAGAUUGGGCGAUAUCUCGCUAAGAGCAGGUGGGGAUGGUGGAACGCGAAAGCUGUUGGUAGACGACCCUUCGAUAAAAUGGUGACGUUGCUCGCUUAUAUCGGACCUCCUGAAUAUACAAGACCUGUUCUAGAAACCAGGAUGACUGGGCAAAAUAUUUUGCCGUGUAAGUUCGAGGAAUUGAUGACUAAGCGAAAAGCCGCUGACUCGGAAGAAUACAAACUCGUUAAAGGGCUCAAUAUUUUCUACCAGUUUGGACGUUCGAAGAUGGGUUACCCUGUGUUUUACUAUGUGGCUCGUAGAUAUGUGUUGCAUAACAUAAGGGAGGACAUCCUUAUGUUUUACAUCUUACAAGCUUUGAAACCUUACUCUGCGAGAAAGUUCGAUAUCAUUAUUGAUCUUACUCAUGUUGGGGCAAAGAACAGGUUCAGGGGUCAAUACCUACCCAAAUGGUUGGUUCUUUACCCCCAACAAAUAUACAAGAACCUUGACACAGUGUACGUGUACAACCCCAAUACAUGGGUGAGGGAUUACGUGUCUUAUAAUGAGGGGAGUUUCAACCAAGUGGAAGGACACCGGAGCAUCCACUUUAUUGAGGACUUACUUGAGUUGAAGAAAUUUAUUGAACUUGAUCACCAGAAGGUUCCGUCGGCUACCAGGGGGUUGGGGGAGGAUGUUACUGUUUAUCAUAAUGCAUGGAGGCUUGGACAAAUCCACAAUAAAGUUCAUGUGAAAGUUGGAAGUAAAGCGGUUCAGCUUACUAUGGUGGAUAAAACUAAGUUACUCGGAUACGACGUCGUUCUCAAUGAUAUUUACUACGCCCACGAAAUAGAAGCGAUUCAUUUCACCGAAGCAACGAACACGUUCAGUUUAAAAGUAUCCACCAACAACAACGCAGUAAUGUCGUUCACCCACCCCGAUGCUGCCAAGAUUGUUGAGGGCAUCCGUUAUAUAAGAAACAGAUGGGAGAUAUCGCAACCCCAACAAAUGGUUUCCCAUCACAAGAUAGAAGCCAAGGAUGUUCCCGGAACUUUGCUUAAUAUGGCUUUGCUUAAUCUGGGAUGUUCGAAACCCCUCGUUCGAUCGAGCGCUUACAACCUCCUGUGCGUCCUCACAACAGCAUUCAACUUACAAUUAGAAGGAAGAUUGUGCGAGUCUGAUGGACUUUGUAUCCCAACCAAUAAUGCUUUGUUCAUCAUCUCUAUCAGCAACACACUGGCACGGAAUGAAAAUCAUUUAACGUUGGAGUUUCUGGAGGAAUGUAUCACAGGGUUCCGAUAUUCCAACGACAAACUAAAGAACUUGUGCCUUGAGUACAUGGAACCAUGGUUGUUCAAUCUACCUUCCUUUGCUUCUAGUGAUGGAAUCAAGAGGAACAAGGUAAAGUCGGUUGUUGAGAAGUUGAUCGACCUCACGAUAACCGAGAAGGAUUUCUAUUUGAGCGUCCAAACUAAGAUUUGGGGAAACUUUGGGCAGAUGACAAGUUUGGUGGAUUUGGUUUUGGAAUGUUUUAUAGAGACGAGUUCGCAGGGAGGUCUUGGGUCAGUUAAGGCAGAAGUGAUGGCUGACACAUCCGUAGCUUUGGCCGCACACAACAUGAAACUUGUAUCGAGCAAAAUAAUCAAAAGGUUGUGUAGAUUGGUCGAUAAAACAUCGCUACGUCCGACACCAACACUGGAGAAACAUAAACACUGGGAAGAAAUUGCUAUUCUUGCAAGAUACUUGCUGAUGUUAUCAUUCAACAAUAACCUUGACGUAGCCGCACACCUCCCGUAUUUAUUCCAUCUUGUGUCAUUAUUGGUGUCUACGGGCCCCCUUACACUGCGUGCCUCCAUACACGGGUUGGUGGUCAAUAUCAUCCAUUCGCUACUUACAUGUAAACAAAUUGAAUUUAAAGAGGAAACUCAACAAAUUCUUCGAUUAAGUUUGACCGAGUUCUGCUUGCCUAAGUUCUAUACCUUGUUUGGAAUCCCACAAGUAAAGUCGGCUGCUGAUGCUGCGUUCAAAUCCGAGGCUAUUGUCCUUGGUCAUCAUCCCUCGGUACGACAUCAGCACGACUCGGCAGUUUCGAGUUGCCACGACAACGAUGAUGUCAUCAACCUUGGUUACCUAGAUACCGUGGUCGAUGCCAUGCUAGAAGUUAUGGAGGCUUGUAUGAAAGAUAUUCGAGGUUCUGAUUGGUUGAACGAAUGGUUGGAUUUGAGUCAUAAGUUUGCGUUCCAAUACAACCCGUCGUUACAACCUCGUGCGUUGGUGGUGCUGGGGUGCAUUGCUAAACAUGGGAGUUUGAGGCACGUUAAACAAAUACUCGGGAUUAUGGAGAGGUCACUAGAACCGCAACCAGACCCGGUUCUACUUGAAGCUUCCGUGCUCUGCCUUACAAGGAUGCAACUAAUCAUCAAUGCUAAACCCGAAUUCCACGUUAAUUUUUUCUGGCUUGGUAUAGCCAUGAUGCAACUCAAUGAGAAGAAUUUAUACGCUGCUGGUAUUUUGCUGGUGGAACAAAACCUACAUAACUUGGAUGAGUUAGAUGCAUUUGUACAACAGCCUUCCAUAAUAUUGAUGAAUUGCAAAGUGGACCGCCACCCCCUCGAUACCACAGUCAAUGUUUGUUUCAAAUCAGAUUUCCAUUUCGCGUUUGUAACAUACUUGUUGAAAGGUUUUCGUCACAAUGACUCGACAGUUGUAUCACGAGUCGUCAGAAUCCUCGAUUUUUCGUUGGAAUUAAUUUCUCGUCAUCGUGGUUGUAAUAAAUACGAUGUCAAUCUUGAUAGUCUUCCUUAUAUUGCUGCAUUGCUUCCGGUGUGCGCUGAUGCGCGUCGUUAUUGCGUUCCCCGCCGUAAACCUGACUCAUCAAAUAUUUCUGCUUCGUCAUCAAAACCCAUUGUUGACCAAACAACCGUGGAUGAGUCGGCAAAUAUUUCUGAUGAAAAUCCCCCAACACGAGACCCCACAUUACAAGAGCCACCCUCCACCCCAACCAACCCAACAACAACGGAUAAACCUCGCAAACAUGCAAUCAAAGUUAAAAAGUCAACCGAAACCGCCCGAGACUCGGACAGCAGCUCGAGCAGUGCUUCCCACGUGACCUCAUCAUCUAUGACAUCAUCGAUGAGGUCAUCACGUCGCAAACAUUCAACGGAUGUUGCGUCAAAUGUUUUGUUGGACGAUGAAAUGUUGGGACAGAAACAUCAGGCAUUAUUAUUAACCAUCCUGGCCACCCAAGUUUGCCACACCCCCAAUAAAUCUGAUGUCCAAAUUAUUUACGAAUAUCUUGCUGAAGCAAGUUCCGUGUUCCCCGCUGUCUUCCCUAUUGUACAUAGUUUAUUGGACCAGAAAAUAAACAGCGUUCUCAACUAUUGCGAAGACCCCGUUGUUUUGUCCCAUGUUCAAGUCAUUGUGCGCAAUGCAUUACUAUGUGUGGAUGAUAAUAUUAUAAGGAACAUAUCAUUUAUACAAGACAUUGGUUUUGGAGGAUUAUGCAAAUUUGUUGGACCUUUCGCAAAGGUCCCCUCGUUAGAACACUCAUCCAUCAUUGUUAAGUUGAUUGACAGCUUGAUUACAACUUACUUAAUGGAUGUCCCCGAUCUCACCCCUGUCCAAAGUCGUUUAUCGAUAAGUAGUGCCCUCUCGGCUGCCUCGCUCGACGCUGUGCAUGAAUCUGAAGAUUCCGACGUUACCAAUGGCAACGGACAAAACUUUGACCUCGACUCAAGACAGCCUCCUAGUGGCCAUGGAAACUUCCGGAAUCGAGGACCAAAACUUACGAUCAAAGUCCCCAAUAACUAAUGUUAUAUAAUGUUUCUAUGAUUUUAGUGUUUUAAACUGAGACGAACCAAUCCUUAUGCAUGUUUAUAUAAUACAAUCAGUAGGCUGGGGAAGAUGGGACACCUUUUAUUGUAUUUUUUUGUAAUGAAGGUGUUCCGUCUUACCCCACCCUACUAUAUUUAUGGCAAAACUGUUUUUAUUUUUCAAUGUUCUUUAAAAAACUUUUAAACGAUAUUACUAAAGAUGUUUUCGACUUUUCAUUUAAAUUGACGGGAAAAUAAGUGGUUUUUCACCUAUUUUAGGUACACGUUUGUUAUUUUUUUAUGGUUAAAAAUUGUUUCUAUAUCAACUGCCAUUAUUAUACACAAUCGCUUUUAGUUUAAAAAUUAGUUUCAAUUUUUAAAAAGAAUUUUCAGUUUUUACUUUUUAAUCAUUCCAUCACAAUUUGGCGAAUAUUAUCUCUUUUAUUCCAUGAUCCAUUUUGGUAUGUACAUUGUUUUGUUAUUACUUCAUCAUGAGCAUGAAAUAUGAUGCUUGCCAACCCUGGCCUACAUCCUAGGACCCCUAUGCUGUAGGACCUCACCCAUAGUUGAAAUAUACCAUUUUGGGAAUCACAAGCAUAAUAAAUUAUUGUAUACAAAGAUAUUGCUGGUAUUUGAAGCACAAUCGUUGAUUCAGAGUUUAAAUACAAGAAUGUAACU